Messenger RNA from Rotaria sp. Silwood2, 864 nucleotides. The record is from the annotation of a GenBank genome assembly. Lineage: Eukaryota; Metazoa; Rotifera; Eurotatoria; Philodinida; Philodinidae.
AUGUCAACAUCGACCACUUCAAUAUUCACAUUUGUUGCACAACAAGUGAGCAUUUAUUUUGGCAUACCUAUGCUCAUUGCUGGUGUAAUUGGUGGAAUUCUCAAUAUUAUUAUAUUUCUUAGUCUUCAAACAUUUCGACAAAGUUCAUGUGCAUUUUAUUUAAGUUUCAUGUCAAUUUUUAAUACUGGCCUUUUAGUUGCUGGUCUUUUCUCGCGUAUUCUGAUUAGUGGAUUUGCUAUUGAUUGGGGACAGAGUUCACUCUUCUAUUGUAAAUUCAGAUUAUUCCUUCUUAAUACAUUUACACUCAUGUCAUUAAUAUGCAUUUGUUUGGCAACAAUUGAUCAAUAUUUUGCGACAUGUACUUAUCCUCGUUGGCAACAAUGGUGCAAUUUCAAACUUGCCUAUCGUUUAAUCAUAGCAUUUGUUCUCAUUGCAAUACUACAUAAUAUUCAAUAUUGUCUAUUUUAUAAUCAUAUUCAAUCACCUGUCACCGGCAGAAUAUCUUGUAUAAUUACAAAUGACAUCUUUUCAAAAUACGUUAGUUAUUGGUUUAAUCUCAUUUUCAUAGGCUUUCUACCAAUCAUUAUUACAGUAUUUUUUGGUUCAUUGGCAUAUUAUAAUGUUCGACAAUUAGCUUAUCGAACAUUGCCACUUGUUCGUCGAGAAUUAGAUAAACAAUUAACAGUAAUGGUUCUUGUGCAAGUUGCCAUGAAUUUCUUUACUCUUACACCAUUUAACAUCUUGAGCGCUCUUUCGUUGAACAAAAGUCUCAUGAGUGAUCAAGUUGUUGCAGUAAAAAUACAAUCGUUGCUUACUAUUGGUAUCUUUGUUUACUAUAUGACUUUUGCAGUAAGUAUAAAUUGA